AUUCUCUACAUUAUAUUAUAAAAAUAAAGAUGAUUACACAACUGCUUGGCAUCUACUAUUCACUACUAAGUGAAAACGAAAAUGGUGUCACAAACAGUUGAACUCCUGAAGAAGGAGAUUCCUCUGGAGCAUGAGUCUGUUGUUUUAACUGAAGACACUGUGAAUGGUCUCGUUCUUGUGGACAUCAUAAAUGGCUUCUGCACAGUUGGUGCUGGAAAUCUGGCCCCAAGAGAAUCCAAUAGACAGAUUUCAGGGAUGAUAAAUGAAUCAGCAAGGCUAGCUAGACUUUUCUGUGAGAAGAAAUUGCCAAUUAUGGCGUUCUUGGAUUCUCACCAUCCUAACAAGCCAGAGGAUCCUUAUCCUCCUCACUGUAUUAUUGGGUCUGAUGAAUCAAAUUUGGUUCCAGCGCUAAGAUGGCUAGAGAACGAAACCAAUGUAACAAUCAGGCGUAAGGAUUGUUUCGAUGGAUAUUUGGGCUCAAUGGAAGAAGAUGGUUCUAACGUUUUUGUAGAUUGGAUUAAGAAGAAUAAGAUAAAAACUCUGGUGGUUGUAGGUGUGUGCACAGAUAUCUGUGUACUAGACUUUGUAUGCUCUACAAUGUCAGCUAAGAAUCGUGGUUUUCUGGAGCCUCUAGAAAAUGUGGUGGUUUAUUCACGUGGCUGUGCUACAUUUGAUAUCCCUCUGGAGAUAGCCAGAAAUACCAAAGGAGCUUUAGCUCAUCCUUAGGAGUUUAUGCAUCACGUGGGCCUGUACAUGGCCAAAGAACGGGGAGCCAAGAUAGCAAAUGAUGUGUUUUUUGGUGCAGCAGAGAAGGUAUAGCUAUGUUGCGUGGGACAUCUGAAUAACAUCUCCAUGAUGUUAUAUAAGGAUGAUGGGGAGAUGAUUUAAUAAGGUGCAAAUGUUCGUGUGGUGGUGACCCCCAUCUCAUCGUAUGUAAACUAUAUGCUAUAGAUUUAAUCCCUCCCUCCCCCAACGCUUUAAUUCUGACACCGAGUUGAAAUCUGAUUUGAGGAAGGAACGAAAUUUGAAUUCUAAUUAAGAGUGACUUUUAUAUAAGCAGCAAUGAUAGUAAUUAUUGAACUAAACUCAAAAUUAUCAAACUGUUUUUUAUUAGUAAGGAAACGUAACAAAGAUAAACUACAAACUUGUUUUAUGGAAAUAGAAAUUAAUAGUUAUUUUAAGGAUAAUCUAUUACGUGUCUAGAUAAUGUUUUAUAACCACUUGUUCCUUCCCCCGGAUGAGGGCUUAAAUUGUUGAGGAAAGGCUUCUCUUGCAUAUCAUUACGAAAUAUUUAGGGUCUAUUUAAUUGUGUUUUCAGUUAUUUAUUUUCAAAAAAUAUUGUUUGACGAUCAAGUUUUGCAGAACAGUUUUUAAUACGUCUUGUCUUCAACUACAAAUCUGAAGCCAAUUCCCUUUUUUGCUUUAACAUAUAAAUGAUUUUGAAGUGAAAAAACUUGUUCCUUUUCCAAAAGGUUCAUUUUUGACGUUCUUGUUUCUACAUAUUGUACACCCAAAGAGUUCGUAGUUUGGGGGUUUUGGGCUCGAUUGUCACGGAUUAAGAAUUUUUGAAUUUUUAGAAAUGCUUCUGGGUGUAACAUGGGUGAUGAGGGUGAUAAUGGAAUACAUUGCAAUUAU
Abrus precatorius (Indian licorice) is the source of this 1635-nucleotide messenger RNA. RefSeq names its product nicotinamidase 1-like. The transcript has 5 exons. Gene Ontology annotation, biological process: pyridine nucleotide salvage. Lineage: Eukaryota; Viridiplantae; Streptophyta; Magnoliopsida; Fabales; Fabaceae. The coding region runs from base 82 to 726 and encodes 214 amino acids. The record is from RefSeq and is a predicted model, not a curated record. Gene Ontology annotation, molecular function: nicotinamidase activity.